CCCAACGCCUGCGUCUGCACAUAGCUCACAUAAAGGCUAUUCAGCAUGACCGGUCGCACCGAGUGGCGGGAGCAGCGAAGCACGUUAAAGCAAGACGUUGAUGACGCUCGCGCGGUUCACGCAAAUGUCACAGCUUCGCUCAAACAUGUCCACGAAAAAGCUCGAAAAUGUCCGCAAGAGCAACUUAAAGAACCGCUGGGCCGAAUUUGCGGUGAGGCGAUGCAGUCCGCCGCUGACUCUGCGAGCGCCUUCUAUGACGUCCAAGAACGCAUCGAUAGCACUUUCCUUGAAGCGCUGCUGCAGUCUGAGGCGCGGCAUGAGUUGCGGGCCAAGUGCAGGGCCAAACUUUGCGGCUUCAUUUGCCGGUUUGAGUUACGUGUGUUUUGUCGCAUGCGCUCUCUGACGCUAUACAAGGACGCGUUGGCGAAGGGCGCGGAGCUGCUGCGGUUUCCUUCUGACGCACUGGCCCUGCUGGAGCUCAUGGCCGACGCGGACAAGUCCUGGAACGCCGUUGGGUUCCGGGACGCUGUGCUCACGCCUGGGAACGAGGCGGUGCGGGGUGCAUGGAACGAGGCGGUCGUGGCGAAGGGCAUGUUGCCUGAGGAGCUUGCAGCCCUGCAACUGCUUAAAUGCAGCAUACCGGUAGGCGACGAGGACAGCCCCUGCGGGCACAUAGGAACCUCGCCCGCGGAGGCGCUUGACGAGCUGGAGAGCGGGCGCCUGCUGAUGCCGGAGGAGGACGCGCACUUGAAGGAGCCGCUUUUCAAGCUGUUGGGGCUGCUGGCGGCGCCGCCGGCAGCCGCGGCACCGGCGGCAACGGCGGGUGCCCGCCCAGGACCCUGGCCCCGCCAGUGAGGCGUGCGUGCGUGCCCCUGGUACUAGCUCCUUACUUGCCCCGCACCUCAUCACAGCAGCAGGCUGGCGCGUGGCGCCCCCAACCACACCGCCUUCGUUCGUUGGAGCACCCAUUGAGCAUUCACUUUACCACCACCACUGGACUGCUGGCAUGGACACGCGCGCAUGCUAUCGUCAUUCAUGUCGCUGCCCCUCGUGCAGGUGUAUGAGUGUGUGUGUACCAGCAGCAGUAUGCCAUGACGUUAGUGGAUGCUCGCUCACGCACGUACGUAUGGCUAGCUGGCAGCCACACCGGCUAGCUACCGAUUGGGCAGGACAGGAUGUCCGCAGCGGUCAGUGACAUGGGUGACGCCGGGUCGCCGGCCGGUGAUGCAUCUGUGUAUGUGUUUCCGAGUGCGUGCGUGCAAACGCAUCUAGUGGAGGCCUGAGGGACUACUCCCAGCAGGAGUAGUGCACUCGAGGCGAGCAGUUCAUGCUAGGCAUGGCUUCAUUCCUCCGAAGUCCGAACGUGCCACAUCCGCAACCCUCCGUGCAUGUAUAUGUGUUGAAGCAAGCGGUUUUGUGACGUUGACAAGGCUAAGGCAAGGCCGGAAAGGCGGAAACCGUGAAAAGUGGAUGGCUGUUAUGCAUCGGGCCGGAAGUAGCAGGCACACAUGGGUCUAGUGCGUGGCCACGUCCAAAUGAUGUAGGCAGCUGGGCGCCCGUGCUGAUUACUCAGGCUCGUAGAUGGCUACGUACUAGUGUGCGUGUACUCGUGAGCUGCGUCAGCAGUUCCCUCGUGCGACCAGGGGUGCGUGCGACCAAUGUGUAACAAGAGGAUUGU
Molecule: messenger RNA, 1678 nt
Organism: Chlamydomonas reinhardtii
Lineage: Eukaryota; Viridiplantae; Chlorophyta; Chlorophyceae; Chlamydomonadales; Chlamydomonadaceae
Exons: 3
Coding region: 220-855 (211 amino acids)
Source: RefSeq, a predicted model, not a curated record